AUGACUGAAGUCGUCGCCAAUGGCUCUAGCUCUGGCCCUGUCGCUCUCGACUUCGCAGCCACCAGAUCAGCCUUGACUUCGUCUUCCACCGCCACGAGAAUAGCCCACCUGCGCAUACUCGAGGACAGGAUAUCCACUACCGACACCGACCCAGCCUGGGUUCGCAGACUCGUCCAGCUGCUCUUCUGGACGCACGCCUUCUACACCGACCGGCCUUCCCGACUCGCUGUUCAAAAAUGCCUGUCUGCCCUCCUGACCAAGGGCCUCGAGCCCCAAGUCCUCUCAGCCUUCGUCGCCGCUCUGCGUGCAGAGUCGCAGAAACCAGGAAUCGCCGCUAGCAAUGCCUUCGUCCUGGUCGAAUGGUGUGGUCUGCUUAUGCAGCACCUUGGAAACACACCCGAAUGGGAUAAGCUGGCUUCUCAGAUUCUUCUGAGCGACGCUGAUGCUCUGGACAAGUGCCUGCAGCCCGUCGCCAAGGGCGGCAUGGCUCAUUCCGCCAUCAUCGUCACUCGCAGGGGGCUACGCAAGCUCUUUUCUACCCAUCCGAACCCCGACAAGGCCCUCGAGGACGCCGUGCAGCUGUUAACGACAAAGUCCACCCAGCCGUCGGCCAAGAAUGCUCCUCUUCUCGGUAUCAUUGCUGGCGUCAGCUCAAGAACAUCUGUCGUCAAGGUGGCUCUCGAGUCGCAAAAGUCACAGUAUUUCACCUUCUACACCAGAGAAAUUAUUGGUUCGCGGACAGCUCUGCCCAACCACGUGGCGUCAGGUCUGCAGGAUUUCUUCCUCGACUUCGUCUCUCUCGACGAGCUAACAAAGGAACUGGUUCCGCCCCUCGAGAAGGGCCUUCUCAGAGCCCCUGAAAUCGUCCUUAGCGACGUCCUGAUCCCCCUGAUUCGCUCCCUUCCCAAGGACUACGAUCUCUCCCAAGUUCUGGUGGGCAACUUGCUGAAGCCCAUCCUUUCUAACGUCAAGUCAAGCAAUGCCGUUACCCGUACCGGUGCUGUCAAGGCCUUCGCCGUCCUGGCUGCCCAGAGCCGCGACGAAAAGGCCCUGGAAAAGGUCUCGGAAGAGAUUGUUGGGCCCGUCAAAGGCGGAAAGCUGGCAUCGGCUGACCAUAGGAUUCUCCAUUGUGAGAUGCUCGAGUCCAUCCCCCUCUCCAAGACCAUUGCCGAGAAGAUUGCGACUGCAUUGGCAGCUGUCUCGGCCAAGGAAGGAAAUGAGGCUGCCCUCACUGUUGAGACAUUGGCGCUCGCGAGAUCCACUGCCUAUCUGGUACAGAACGACGUUGAAGUAGCCAAGCCCAUUGUGGACGCAUGCGUCAAGGGCAUCUCUGACAAGAAGUUCCCAACCCGCCGUAUCUGGCUCCUGCGUGUCGGAGAGAUAUUCAAUUUGGCUGCUGACUCUGGGGAUCUCUCUUCAGCCGCAAUCAAGUUUGCCGAUGCUGUUCUGCCCAAGCUUCUAGAUACUUACAAUGAGGUUGUCGCCAAUCCCUUGAUUGCUGCUCAAAACAACCUAACGGUCGGUGCCUUUAUUGUAACCACCCUCACCUCUUUGUCGCAGCAAAGCAACGUGUCCUCGACCGUCAAGUCAGCACUCGCCAAGGUCUCCGUCUCGGGCCAGUGUCUCGCACUCGAGCCCAAGCCUUCCUUCCUGCUGAACCCUCGUAUCUACGGCAAGAUCACUAUAGAUGACGAACUCGUUUGGUUCUGCCGGGCCCUCUGCGCCGCCGCAGAGCACCUGACGGACAAAACCCCCAAGCCUGUCACCGUCGCCUGGGCUGAAGCCUUCAUUUAUGCCAUCGUUGCUUCGAUAGCCACGCCCAAGGUUCGACAGAUCGCAACGGACGGCCUGUCUCGUAUGUACGCCACCAGACCGAGCCUUGUUUCCCAGGCUGUCGUUGACGGUGUUUGGCACUGGCUUGAGGCCCUGGAAACCGGUGACAAGGACAGCGCGGCAGUCCUGUCCAAGACGGACAAGACGAACCUCCACUUGGUUCUCCGUGCGAUAUGCAUCAACCCCAAGGUCCUGCGCGACCAGGAACAGCGCGCUGUUCAAGAAUUCGUGGAUAAGCAGCUGUGCUCAUUGCUUGUUCUCGCUCGACAGGAGCUAGUGCCCCGUGCCAGCUGGAUCGAGCUCUGCUUGCGAGUGGAGAGAGAUCCAGGAGAGUUGGCCCGUCAAACCGAGAGCAAACUACUCCAGGAAAUCGCGGAUAGAACCUCGAUCGACCAAAAAUCGGCUCUUGUGAAGCAGGCUGCCUACAACGCCGCCGCUGAGCUGGCUUUCGUGGCUCCCGAGUCCAUAACCAGCAAGAUUGUCGACAUAAUACGAAAGGAUCUAGAGCCUGAGGAGCUUCGCACCAUCGGUCCCGUGGAGGCUGCCAUUUUCCGAACCCCUGAAGGAACCGCUUUCGUGGAUGUCCUUGCGAAAAAGGCACAGACAACGGUGCCUGACAAGAACAACAAGGACUACGACAUCUUGAAGUGGGAAGCCGAGUUGAGGUCGCAGUUGGCCCAGAAGAAGGGUCAACAGAAGAAGCUCACGGCUGAAGAGGCAGCCAAGGUCAACGCCCAGCUCAAGAAGGAGGCUGAUAUUCGAGAGCAAGUUCGUCGCAUCGAGGCAAGAUUGCUGCGCGGCAUUGGUAUUAUUCAAAGUCUCGCAACUGGCCCUCCAACCGAAUCCUCCCUCUGGAUGGGACCCGCCGUCAAAGCACUCCUGGACGUCAUCGAUGCUGGUGCUAGCCUUCUCACAGGCGAUGCUGCACCGCUUGCCUACCUGGCUUGCUCGGACCGAAUCACCAGUCGUCUGGGUUCCAUGCGACCCUUUGUCGGAGUGGCGACCCUGCGAGCUCGAGACGUUACUGCGAUACCCGAGGAAUAUAAACAGGAGCCCGUUGACGAGCUCGUGACGAGGGUACUCUAUCGGUUGCGCUUUGCCGGAGAGCAGCGUCCUUUCGACACCGUGUCUCUCAUCUACGUUCUUCCCUUGGUCUUCACUGUUCUUGAAAGCGGGGGCUUUGGGCCCUCCCCAGAUGAUCGAGAUGUACAGCUUGUCCUUGCCAUCGAGUUCCUUUCAUUCCAUACGAAUAUUUGCGAAGACCCGGUAACCCCUCGACUGGAGGUGAUGUCUUCACUCGUCUCGUCCAUGGAACGGUACACUCAGCAUUACAAGAUCAUCAAGGACUGCUUUGUCGACAUGUGUAGGUGUGUCGCACCCAACAUGACUCUUGAGGAAAUCGCGUCUUUGGCCAAGGGUGCUAUCGUUCCCCAGGUCAGCGUGAGAACUGCAGUAUUGCUAGCCAUCAGCUCAGAAGUCGACAUGAGCGACCUUGAAUUUUCUGAUGAGAUCUGGCUGGCAUGCCAUGACGACGUCGCGGAGAACGUGGAGCUUGGCCGCGAGAUCUGGGAGGAGAGCGGCUUCUCUUUAUCCGAUCAGGUUCCUGCCAAGAUGCUCCCUUACUUGGAUAGCGUUGAUGGCCAGCUCCGAAGGGCUGCGGCACGAUCCCUGGCCGAGGCCUGCAGUGCGCACAAAUCCACCCUCGAGCCAACCCUGGAGUCUCUCAAGUCUUCUUACACCGAGCUUGCCAAGCCUCGCGUUCCUCAGUUGGACGAGUACGGCAUGCCCAAGAAGACCAACUUGGCGGAUCCAUGGGAAUCGCGGCACGGCAUCGCAUCCGCUUUCAGGGAGCUGGCCCCCCACAUGGCAAAGCAGCAGCUCGAUCCUUUCUUUGAGUUCCUCAUCGAGAACGGACCUCUGGGCGACCAGAACGCAAACGUCCGCAGUGAGAUGCUGGACGCGGCUAUUCGAGCUAUUGAUUUUCAUGGCAAGAGCAUGGUUGACAAGCUGAUGAAGGUGUUUGAGCGCACACUCGAGGGAUCCGACAAGAACACGGAGGCCUCGGACCGUGUCAAUGAAGCCGUCAUCGUCAUGUAUGGCGCGCUCGCUCGCCAUCUAAACCCGGGCGACUCCAAGCUCCCUGUCGUCAUUGAUCGCCUGCUGAUGACCUUGAGCACCCCCUCGGAGACUGUGCAGUACGCCAUUGCCGAAUGUCUGCCGCCGUUGGUGCAGGCCUACGGAGACAAAUCGUCGAAGUAUUUCGCCCAGGUCCUCGAGACACUGUUGACAUCCAAGAUGUAUGCCGAGCAGCGAGGUGCCGCCUACGGUCUGGCCGGACUCGUGCAAGGCCGUGGCAUUUCAUCGCUCAAGGAUCAGCGUAUCAUGAUGACGCUUAGGGGAGCCAUCGAGAACAAGAAGGAAGCAAACCAAAGAGAAGCAGCGCUGAUUGCAUACGAGCUUCUCUCUACCAUCCUUGGCCGUCUCUUCGAGCCAUACGUCAUUCAGAUUGUUCCGCAACUGCUUACUGGGUUUGGUGAUAGCAAUUCCAACGUCAGAGACUCGUGCCUUGCGGCGGCAAAGGCCUGCUUUGGCAAGCUGAGCUCAUACGGUGUUAAGAAGAUUCUUCCCACCCUGCUGAACGGUCUGGACGAUGAUCAGUGGCGCAGUAAAAAGGGGGCCUGCGACCUUCUGGGAGCCAUGGCUUAUCUGGAUCCCAACCAGCUGGCCCAGAGUCUACCGGAUAUCAUUCCCCCUCUUACAGGUGUCCUCAACGACAGUCACAAGGAGGUUCGCUCCGCCGCCAACAAGAGUUUGAAGCGGUUCGGUGAGGUUAUUAACAACCCCGAGAUCAAGGGCCUCGUCGACAUCCUGCUCAAGGCGCUUAGCGACCCUACCAAGUACACGGACGACGCCUUGGAUGCCCUGAUCAAGGUUCAGUUCGUGCACUACCUAGAUGCGCCCUCUUUGGCCCUGGUCACCAGAAUUCUACAGCGCGGCUUGGGUGACCGUUCCAACACCAAGCGCAAGGCAGCGCAGGUCAUUGGCAGUCUGGCCCAUCUCACUGAACGCAAAGAUCUUGUUUCGCACUUGCCAAUCCUCGUUGCAGGGCUCAAGCUGGCCAUUGUCGAUCCGGUUCCAACGACUCGUGCUACGGCUUCCAGGGCCCUGGGAUCGCUGGUGGAGAAACUGGGAGAAGAUGCGCUGCCCGAUCUUAUCCCAGGGCUCAUGCAAACACUCAAGGCAGACAACGGCGCUGGAGACCGCCUCGGCUCCGCACAAGCUCUCAGCGAGGUGCUCGCAGGCUUGGGCACCGCCAGACUCGAAGAGACUCUCCCAACCAUUCUGCAAAACGUCGAGUCCACAAAGCCGGCGGUUCGCGAGGGCUUCAUGUCCCUCUUCAUUUUCCUUCCCGUCUGCUUUGGCAACAGCUUCGCAAACUAUUUGGGCAGAAUCAUCCCGCCCAUUCUGUCCGGCCUUGCCGACGAUGUCGAAUCCAUUCGCGAGACCGCCCUUCGUGCCGGUCGCCUGCUUGUCAAGAACUUUGCCGUCCGUGCUGUCGAUUUGCUGCUGCCCGAGCUUGAGCGUGGCUUGGCCGAUGACAGUUACCGCAUCCGACUCAGUUCAGUCGAGCUCGUCGGCGACCUUCUCUUCAACCUUACGGGUAUCACCGGCAAGACAGAGGACGAAGAGGAGGAUGAGGAGAGCGCCCGAGAAGCCGGUGCUUCCCUUCGCGAAGUCCUUGGCGAAGAGAAGAGGAACAAGAUCCUGUCGGCCCUCUACGUCUGUCGCUGCGACACUGCCAAUGCGGUCCGGUCCGCUGCCGUCGCCGUGUGGAAGGCUUUGGUCUCAAGCCCUCGCAUUCUCAAGGAGCUGGUGCCGACUCUUACUCAACUCAUCAUCCGACGCCUUGGCAGCUCCAACAUGGAGCACAAGGUUAUUGCCAGCAAUGCUCUCGGCGAGCUGAUCCGCAAGGCAGGGGAUGGCGUCCUGUCAACUCUGCUGCCGACGCUCGAGGAGGGAUUGCAGACAUCUACAGACACAGACGCGAAGCAGGGUAUCUGCCUUGCCCUCAAGGAGCUCAUUGCGUCGGCAUCAGAAGAAGCCCUCGAGGACCACGAAAAGACGCUCAUCUCUGUCGUCAGGACAGCGCUUACCGAUUCGGAUGCGGAUGUCAGAGAGGCUGCCGCAGAAGCGUUCGACUCACUUCAACAGAUUCUGGGCAAGAAAGCAGUGGAUCAAGUGCUCCCAUAUCUACUCAACCUCCUUCGCUCCGACGAGAACGCCGACAACGCCCUGUCGGCCCUGCUCACACUCCUCACCGAGACAACUCGCUCCAACAUUAUCCUCCCCAACCUUAUCCCCACGCUCAUUACCCCUCCCAUCUCUGCCUUCAAUGCCAAGGCUCUGGCGUCCUUGUCGAGGGUGGCCGGUGCUGCUAUGAACCGCCGGCUGCCCAAUAUCAUCACCUCCCUGAUGGACAACAUCAUCAACUGCGAAGAAGAUGCUUUGAGAGAGGACCUCGAGAAGUCAUUCGAUACUGUCAUUCUGUCCAUUGACGAGUACGACGGACUAAACACAGUCAUGAAUGUUCUACUCCAACUCACAAAGCAUGACGACCACCGCAGGCGCGCUGCCACUGCCCGCCACCUGUGCAAGUUCUUCGCCGCAGGCGACGUGGACUACUCGCGGUACAACCAGGACAUCGUCCGGUCUCUUCUCAUCUCUUUUGAUGACAGAGACACAGACGUUGUCAAGGGAGCCUGGGCUGCGCUCAGCGAAUUCACGAAGAAGCUCAAGAAGGAGGAAAUGGAGGGCUUGGUUGUCUCGACCAGGCAAACUCUGCAACAGGUUGGCGUUCCCGGCGCAAACCUGCCGGGUUUCGAGCUUCCCAAGGGCAUCAACGCCAUCCUGCCGAUUUUCCUGCAGGGCCUCAUGAACGGUACUCCGGAUCAGAGAACACAGGCAGCUCUGGCCAUCUCCGACAUCGUCGACCGGACAAGCGAGGCUUCACUGAAGCCGUUUGUCACACAGAUUACUGGCCCACUCAUUCGUGUCGUUUCCGAGAGGUCUACGGACGUCAAGUCUGCCAUUUUGUUGACUCUCAACAAUCUAUUGGAGAAGAUGCCUGCGGCUCUGAAGCCGUUCUUGCCCCAGCUUCAGCGCACAUUCGCCAAGUCCCUUGCCGACCCGUCAAGCGAGGUUCUCAGAGCGCGUGCAGCCAAGGCCUUGGGCACCCUCAUCAAGUACACGCCGCGUAUCGAUCCUCUGAUCGCCGAACUCGUGACGGGCUCCAAAACUUCGGACCCCGGAGUCAAGACAGCCAUGCUCAGCGCGCUUUACGAGGUCAUCAGCAAAGCCGGCGCGAACAUGGGCGAGGCCUCGCGGGCCGCGGUCUUGGGUCUCAUUGACAUGGAUACCGACGAGAGGGACGACGCCAUGACGAUCACGAAUGCCAAGCUGCUCGGAGCGCUGAUUAAGAACGUGCCCGAGGAGGCUGCCAAUGGACUGCUCAAGAACCGUGUGGUGACCAGCCACUGGAGCCACUCCUCAGCGCUUGCGCUGAACGCUGUUCUCGUCGAGUCACCGCAGAGUCUCCUGGAGAGCCCUCUAGUAGACGACUUGCCCGACAUCCUCGGCCAGGGCAUGUCGAACAAGAACCCAUAUAUCGCCGACAAUGUCAUCCUGGCCACGGGCAAAUUCCUCCUUUCAGAGUCACCCAAGAGUUUUGAAACAAACAAGAAGCUGUUUGAAGCACUCGCCAACGUCAUUCAACCAGGAAACUCGGUCGACUCCCGCCGACUGGCCUUGGUCAUCGUCCGGACCUUGAGCCGCGUAAACAUGGACAUGGUGAGGCCACACGUUGCCGCGCUUGCGGGCCCCAUCUUUGCCAGUGUCAGAGACCCGGUCAUCCCUGUCAAGCUGGCGGCGGAAGCUGCCUUUGUAGCCCUCUUCAACGUGGUCGACGAUGAGGCGAGAGUCUUUGAUAAGUACGUCGAAAGCGCCAACCUGCCACCAAACACCAAGAGGAGCAUGCAGGAUUACUUCAAGCGCGUGGCGAUGCGUCUUGGUGCACAGGCGCGCGAGCGGAAAGAGGCAGAGGGCGGCCAGGGAGGCCUGGGUCUGUCAAACGACGAAGCUGAGGACGAAAAGGAGAUUUGGAGCGUGGGCAAGGUUGAUGUGGGCGAGGACGUGUUUGGCAAGUAG
This is a messenger RNA of Colletotrichum graminicola M1.001, 8037 nucleotides long. RefSeq lists its product as uncharacterized. The transcript is spliced from 3 exons. Lineage: Eukaryota; Fungi; Ascomycota; Sordariomycetes; Glomerellales; Glomerellaceae. Gene Ontology annotation, cellular component: cytosol. The coding region runs from base 1 to 8037 and encodes 2678 amino acids. The record is from RefSeq and is a predicted model, not a curated record. Gene Ontology annotation, biological process: cellular response to amino acid starvation; regulation of translation. Gene Ontology annotation, molecular function: protein kinase regulator activity.